This is a messenger RNA of Phascolarctos cinereus (koala), 731 nucleotides long. It is a transcript of the gene NDUFB3, whose product is annotated as NADH:ubiquinone oxidoreductase subunit B3. The record is from RefSeq and is a predicted model, not a curated record. Gene Ontology annotation, biological process: mitochondrial respiratory chain complex I assembly; electron transport chain. NCBI's taxonomy places the organism in Eukaryota, Metazoa, Chordata, Mammalia, Diprotodontia, Phascolarctidae. Gene Ontology annotation, cellular component: respiratory chain complex I; mitochondrion.
CCGACUUCCGCUUCCUCUUGGCUCUGGCUUGGGGGACGGGGUGGGGGGGGGCCGGUAUAGAGAUUCCAGUGUCCCGGGGAGGUCAGGAUUCCUGUCAGGCAUGGCACAUGGACAUGAGCAUGGACAUGGUCAUGGAAAAAUUGAACUCCCUGAUUACAAACAGUGGAAGAUAGAAGGAACACCACUACAGCGAGUCCAGGAGAGGUUGGCUAAGCAAGGUCUCAGGGAUCCAUGGGCCCGCAAUGAAGCUUGGCGAUACAUGGGUCAUUAUGGAAAACCUGUUACUUUGUGGGCUGCUUUGACAAGAGGAUUCAAAUGGGGUUUUGGAGCAUUUUUAUUAGCUGUCGGAGUGGAAUAUUUCCUAACUGCACCAAAGAAUGAGGAGGAACAUGCUUCUAAACACUAAAGUUAAGACGUAGAGGAAUCAGAGCUAGUUAUUUAGAGUGAAUGUUUGCUGUUCUGUAGUUUGCUUCCUUGCCAUGUUAAAGAUUAAUAUUAAAAUUUCACUUGGUAAAAGAACCUAUAUGCCUGGUUUUGUCAUGGUAUCCAAAUAUAUAACAUACAAAUCUAUAUCAGUUUGGAUCAGAGUGCUUAAGGUAGUAUAUACUACUAGGUAUGUUCUCUGAUAUUUUUGUGAAAGUUGAUCAUGGUUCUUUUGCCAUUAUCACAAGAUGAAAGUUUAUAAGUUAUGUAUAUGGGACAAAUUCUAUUACAAAUUCUUCACUACAUAA